This is a messenger RNA of Andrographis paniculata, 1925 nucleotides long. RefSeq names its product beta-glucuronosyltransferase GlcAT14B-like. The transcript is spliced from 4 exons. The record is from RefSeq and is a predicted model, not a curated record. NCBI's taxonomy places the organism in Eukaryota, Viridiplantae, Streptophyta, Magnoliopsida, Lamiales, Acanthaceae. The coding region runs from base 303 to 1607 and encodes 434 amino acids. Gene Ontology annotation, cellular component: membrane. Gene Ontology annotation, molecular function: glucuronosyltransferase activity.
ACUAAUGUUUACUCAAUCCGAAUAGCAAAAACCCGACGAUCAUCAUGAUGAUGAUGAUUACCAAUUUUAUUUUCUUUUCUUUUCAAUUAAUUAAUUAAUUAAAUUGAAAGCCAGCACAGGCGAAGUUCCCAGUUCAGACCAAAUUCCCAACAGCAUCUCCCCCGCCUCCUACCCGACGCGAAUUCCUCAACCAUCAAUUCCACGCCUUCAAUCUGUUACUCAAUUGCGGAUUUCAGAUAACUUCAUUUCAAUUUCUUGUCCAAUUCAGGAACCCUAAUUUUUUUCGAUUUGGGAAUUUUUUGAUGAAGAAGCUCAAGAACUACUACCUGCAGUUGAAAAAUCCCCAGUCGAUGGAACGGAAAUGGAUCUUCCCUCUGGCCAUUGGUUCCGUCGUUUCUCUUUUCCUGCUUUUCUUAACCACUUUGAACUCCCUCGACGGCAUGCCGCUCUUCCCGCUCCGCCGCUACUACUACUCCGCCGCCGUCUCCUCCUCCGCCGCCUCCAUCUACGUCGAGGCGAAGCUCAGGCCACUCCCGAUUUCCGAUUUGCCUCCGCCGCCGCGAUUGGCAUACUUGAUUUCUGGAUCGGCCGGAGACGGCCCGAUGCUCCGCCGCACGCUUGAGGCUCUCUACCAUCCGAUCAAUCAGUACGUCGUGCACCUCGACGCAGAGUCCUCCGCCGAUGAGAGGCUCGAUCUGUACAAUUACGUCACCGGUCACCCCAUUUUUCGAAGGUUCGAGAAUGUUCGGAUGAUUACGAAGGCUAAUUUGGUUACUUACCGAGGUCCGACUAUGGUGACCAACACAUUGCACGCAGCUGCCAUUUUGUUGAAGGAAGGUGGGAUUUGGGAUUGGUUCAUCAAUCUCAGCGCAUCAGAUUAUCCUCUGGUUACUCAAGAUGAUCUGCUGCAUACGUUCUCAUACUUGCCGAGGGAUCUUAAUUUCAUUGAUCAUACGAGUGACAUUGGCUGGAAGGAGUUCCAAAGGGCGAAGCCGAUCAUCAUUGAUCCGGGAUUGUACAUGACCAAAAAAUCUGAUGUGUUUUGGAUCACACAACGACGAAGUGUCCCAACUGCAUUUAAGCUGUUUACAGGAUCUGCUUGGAUGGCGCUCUCGAGGCCCUUCAUCGACUACUGCAUAUGGGGAUGGGACAACCUACCCCGAACGGUCCUAAUGUACUAUGCGAACUUCUUAUCCUCGCCCGAAGGCUACUUCCACACCGUCGUCUGUAACGCUCCCGAGUUUCGCAACACCACGGUGAACAGCGAUCUGCAUUUCAUCUCAUGGGACAACCCUCCCAAGCAACAUCCUCACUACCUCACUGUCGACGACAUGCAAAGAAUGGUCGACAGCAAUGCCCCGUUCGCUAGAAAGUUCCAUCACGACGACCCGGUUCUGGACAGGAUCGACGCAGAACUUCUGGGUCGCGGUCAGGGCAUGUUAGUUCCCGGUGGAUGGUGCGCGGGAAGUCGGGAAAAUGGGACCGACCCUUGCUCUGUUGUGGGUAAUACGACGGUUCUCGUUCCCGCCGCCGGCGCUAAGCGACUCGAGAAUCUCGUAAGCUUUCUUUUGUCGGAUACUAACUUCAAACCCCGGCAAUGCAAAUAGGAAAAUCUUGCCGCGGAUGGCUAAUUUGUCUGAGGUUUCUGUUAGAGGAAAAGGGAAGUCAACGGCAUGAUCCGAAUUGUUGUUAUUACAAGAGUACUACCCGGAGUUUAUCGGGGUUCCACAAUUUUCAGCUCCAAGGUAUUACGGUGAAAGUUCACUGAUUGUAUACUUUGAUCCGUUACUGAUUCAACCGUUAUGUCGACGAUAGAAUAGCGAGCGAUCUGGCCCGUGAAAUUUUACGAAACGAGAUUUUGUUUAUGCGGUCUUAUGUUAUACUAGGUUGUAUCGUCUUCGAUGUCUGUUUCUUGUAGCGUAGUU